Molecule: messenger RNA, 342 nt
Organism: Prunus armeniaca (apricot)
Lineage: Eukaryota; Viridiplantae; Streptophyta; Magnoliopsida; Rosales; Rosaceae
Source: the annotation of a GenBank genome assembly
AUGGUGAAGUAUGUAAGAUCUUCUCCCGAAAGAUUAGAGGACUUUAAGAGUUGUGUUAAGAAUGAGAAAAUUAAAUGCAAAGGGCUUGUGGUGUUGGAUGUGCCAACUAGGUGGAAUUCCAUAUAUAUGAUGUUGGAAGCCGCUUUAAAGUUUGAAAAAGCCUUUUGGAGAAUGGGAGAAGAUGAUGAAGGCCCAUAUAUUUCUUGGUUUGGUGAAGAUGAACUGGUUCUCGAAGAUAGGGUGAUUAUAUCUCAUUACUCUAAAAAGAGGGAAGGGCCACCAACUAAUGAAAAUUGGAACAAUGCUCGUACCUUUGUGAAUUUUUCUAAAGGUAUUUUAUGA